This is a messenger RNA of Paracoccidioides lutzii Pb01, 720 nucleotides long. RefSeq lists its product as hypothetical. The record is from RefSeq and is a predicted model, not a curated record. Bases 1 to 720 code for a protein of 239 amino acids. The transcript has 4 exons.
AUGAAAUAUAUCAAAAAUGGAAUCUGGGAAAUUGGACACCGUCGACUGCGACCUGCACGAUUCAAGGUGGAAUUGCCCUCAUACCCAAAUAUCGCGGGCAAUUCUCUUCUCCAGGAACCCCCACCGUCACCGUCAUUGCCACUACCACUUCCACUGCCUGUUAAACCCACCCGCUCAACCCUACCAGCGAGCAGAAACCAACCACGCUCUGCACCCAUCCAAUUUACUAUAUAUAAAAGCAUGCCCCACACACUCUCCACGUUCUUCAUCGUGUGCAGCUAUCAGCUAGCUUCCCUCUGGGUCAACUGUACUUCGAAUUCCGGCAGCCUCUCUGCCGCGCCUGCGGAGCCUUCGGGCAAUUUAUAUUCCUCCCACGCUGACCCUGUGCUGCAACCGGUGCGCCCUCAUGCCAGAGGAGUUGGUGUUGGUUCUGAAGCGUCUGUCGACCCUACACGUGUUCCCGGGGGUGAGUCGGAGAGGGUGAUUGCUGAUGUGCUGAGUGAACGUGCGCGGGUGGUACAGGGUCUGGUGUGCAGGGCGGGCGAAGUUGGGAGCAUCUUUGAGACUCCGCGUGUGAGAGUGACGACGUAUGAGAUGGCGAGGAGGCUGUGGAUGGGCAUGGGAGCGACGGAUUUGCCAUAUUGGGAUGGUCGUAGGCAGAUGGUUGAGUCGGGAAUAUAUUGCAGUGCGUUGCACGUUUCAGAGGGAGUACGAGUAUGA